Penicillium hordei is the source of this 1659-nucleotide messenger RNA. Its product is annotated as gamma-glutamyltransferase. The annotation marks the transcript as partial. Lineage: Eukaryota; Fungi; Ascomycota; Eurotiomycetes; Eurotiales; Aspergillaceae. The transcript has 4 exons. The record is from RefSeq and is a predicted model, not a curated record. Gene Ontology annotation, molecular function: glutathione gamma-glutamate hydrolase. Gene Ontology annotation, cellular component: plasma membrane. Gene Ontology annotation, biological process: glutathione catabolic process.
AUGUUGGUUUCCUACUUGGCCCUCCUUCUCUGGGCAUCAGUGGCGCAAUGGAUCGAUUUUAUGAAACCCUGCUCUCGGAAGCAUUGGCAGGCCGCUGCCAGUAGUGAAGUUGAUGUCUGUACACAGAUAGGUUUGGACUUGAGUGGUCAAGGGGGCAAUGCGGCAGAUAUGCUGACCGACUCUCUUGCGAUCAGCAUUGGCGGCGGCGGAUUUGCUUUGAUACGGACCCCCGCAGGCAACAGCGAGGUCGUAGAUUUUCGAGAGGAGGCCCCAGCACAGGCGCAUCGAGACCUAUUCGACGGACGCCCAGACGCUCGCGUAGUGACGGGCCUUGCAGUAGCUGUCCCGGGUGAGCUGCGCGGGCUGCAGACGAUCCACACUCGCCACGGACAGCUACCAUGGAGCGAUGUCGUGGCCCCUGCAGUGCACCUAGCGCGCAGGGGAUUCGAAGUGUCAGCCGACCUUGUGCGUUUCAUGGAAGGAGCGAUUGAGGGCCGCGACGAUUUCUUCUUGACUGAACCAUGGGCGGAGGACUUUGCCCCUGAUGGACCCCGCGUCACCGUGGGGAGUACCAUGACCCGUCACCGAUAUGCUGACACGCUCGAGAAGAUCGCUACUCUAGGGGCCGAUGUGUUCUACACGGGGCCCAUGGCCCAAUCAAUGGCUGGAUCAGUUCGUGAUGCUGGGGGCAUCCUCACGGCCGACGACCUGUCCCAGUACCGCGUGGUGAUCCGAGAGCCAGUUGAGGUGUCCUACCGUGGCUUCAUUCUACGCAGCUGCCCCAGCCCGGCUGGCGGGCCAGUAACGCUGUCCAUAUUGAAGACACUCGAGGGAUUCGACCCCGCAGCCCAGGCCGGUUUUAAUGUGUCUUGUCAUCGUCUCAACGAGGCCUUUCGUUUUGGCUUCGGCGCCCGCACCCAGCUAGGGGAUCCGCGAUUCACCACUGAGGUGCGGCAGCGAGAGGAGGCCAUUCUGACCGACACGUAUGCUACUUAUGUGCGUUCCAACAUUUGGGACGGAACUACGCGACCACGAGAUGUCUAUAAUCCCAGCCAACAGCAGAUUACCACGUCGGCGGGCACUACACACCUGGUUGCGGCCGACCAUAGCGGUCGAACAGUGUCCUUGACAUCCACGGUGAAUAGGUACUUUGGCUCGCAUGUCAUGGACAACCAGACGGGGGUGAUUUUCAAUUGUCAGAUGCAAGAUUUUGCACUUCCCAGUGCGCCCCGAUCUCCGGCUGGCCCUCCGGCCAACGAGAUUCAUCCUGGCCAGCGUCCAUUAUCGUCGGCGUCCCCUCUCAUUAUCGAAUAUCCCAACGGAACGCUCUUCCUUAGUAUGGGCGCUGCCGGAGGACCCAAGAUCAUUACGACUUUGGUGCAAAUCAUCCAGCAUGUGUUGGAUGGCCAGUUUUCCCUCGUCGAUGCCUUGGCGGCUGCCCGUAUGCACGACUCACUUACGCCUAAUCAGACAUUGCUGGAGAUACCAGGCUACGGCACUCAAGGGUUCAGCAAUGAAACGGCAGAAUUCCUACGUUCGGUGGGUCAUCAAAUUGGCUACAUCGUGCCAACCAAGAGCGCCGCCCACAUUGUUGGCUGGAGUGCGGAUGGCCGCUUGGAGGCCGCAGCAGAUCCAAGGCAUGCACGAGGAGGGGCUGGA